Paramecium pentaurelia is the source of this 705-nucleotide messenger RNA. NCBI's taxonomy places the organism in Eukaryota, Ciliophora, Oligohymenophorea, Peniculida, Parameciidae. The record is from the annotation of a GenBank genome assembly.
AUGAUCGAUAACAAAUAAUCCAUAAAUUCAUAGUAAAACUUAAGUUAUUGGAAAAAAUGUUGUUAAAAAAUUAAUAAUAUCCUAAGAAAGAGAACUUCAAAUCAUAAUAUAGAUGGAAUCUAAAUACAAUCUUAAAACUCUAGUUAAAUCCCAGAAAAUGGCUUUUUAACUUAGAAUUAAUAAAAUUAACCUUAAAUAAUCUAAAUAGAAGUAGAACAAACUCCUAAUAAUGUAUAACAUAAAAUAGAAUAAAAUUUUUUUUAGAAUAAGCAAGAAAUAGGGUGGUGCUUCUAUAUGAUUUCUUGCCCUUUUUGUGAUGAAAUUAUGGCCUAGGAAGUUUAUUGGAAUCACAUUAAGUUUUGUGAAUAAUAAAUAGGGUAAUAUAAUUUGAUUCAGCAACCAUGCCAUUAAUGCGGUCAAAUGAUUGUUAAGCUUUACUUAAAUGAUCAUUUAGAAAUUUGUGAAGGUAAUUUUUGGACUUAAUUAAAAUGUCCUCAUUGUUCUGUAGCAUAUUUUAAAUCUGAACUAAAAGAUCAUUUAAACAAAUGUUCUACUUUAUUAGAAUAAUAAAAUAAAGAAAAAAAUGGAAUUAUUUAAUGCACAAUUUGCUUUGAAGAUGUUCUUUACAAAAAAAAAAUAAUUAAGUUGUUCUCAUUCGUUUCAUUAAGAAUGUUCAAUGUAAUACAUAUUUUUUAAUAUUUCUGA